This is a messenger RNA of Acyrthosiphon pisum (pea aphid), 1501 nucleotides long. Its product is annotated as 1,5-anhydro-D-fructose reductase. The record is from RefSeq and is a predicted model, not a curated record. Gene Ontology annotation, molecular function: oxidoreductase activity. The coding region runs from base 448 to 1419 and encodes 323 amino acids. The transcript is spliced from 7 exons. NCBI's taxonomy places the organism in Eukaryota, Metazoa, Arthropoda, Insecta, Hemiptera, Aphididae.
AAAUUGCCUUAUCAGAAUUGAUAAAUGUGUCAAAAUUAUUACCAAUUUAUUACGUUCAGGGAUUAUUUACACAGAUUACAGACUAAUUAAUAAUAUUAAAUAAUAUUUACUGUCAUAAGCAUAACUAAAAAAUUAAAAAUCAACAAAUAUACUAUAGAUAAAAAGAGUUUUUAGCUCGUCACUCGUAGUGUGAAGACUGAAGACGCCAACGCAGUGUUUUAUUACUUACCUUAUUAGUUAAUCUAGAGUUCUAUAAUAUACUACCUAUAUAAUAGACGUCCAUCGUCAUUAUUUAUGUACAUUUGUAAAUUUUAGUCUAGUCUUCUUAGUGAUUAUAUUAUUUAAAAAAAAAUAUAUUACAUAUUGAUUUUUAUAUCACAUCUCACGCUCAUUUCUUGUGAUUGAGUGAUUUUUAUAUACUAGUAUUAAUUUAAAAUUAUACUAGAUAUGUCAGCGUCUACAUCAGUGAAAAUGGUGAAGUUCAACAAUGGCCAACAGUAUCCAAUCUUAGGUUUGGGCACUUGGCAGACCAAACCUGAAUUAAAAGAAUCUGAACAGACAGAGAUUUACGAUGCAGUAAAAAGUGCUAUUGAUAUAGGAUAUCGUCAUUUUGAUUGUGCAGCUUUUUACAAUAAUGAAAAUUCCAUAGGAAAGGCUAUAGCUGAAAAAAUUGAAGAAGGAGUCAUAAAAAGAGAAGAAUUGUAUAUUACUAGUAAGCUAUGGAAUAACAAACAUAAACCCAAAGACGUUGAAGUUGCAUUGAAGAAUAGCUUGAAGUUAUUGGGUUUGGAUUACCUGGAUUUAUACCUUAUUCAUUGGCCAGUUGCAACCACUGAACAUCCGAUUGCGAAAGAUAGUGAAGGGUGGUAUAUUGGCACUGAUGAUUCUUAUUUAGACACAUGGAAGGCUAUGGAACAAUGUGUCCAAUCAGGACUCACAAAAUCAAUAGGAAUUUCAAAUUUUAAUAUUAAACAAACAAAAGAAAUUUUAGAAAUAGCAACAAUAAAACCGGUUGUAAAUCAGGUUGAAAAUCAUCCUUAUUUAACUCAAAAUAAACUUAAAGAGGUUUGUGAGAGUAAUGGAAUCCUAUUAACUGCUUAUGGACCUUUAGGAUCACCUUAUAGAGGUGCAAACUCAGAAGGAUUAGUACUUUUAGAGGAACCAAUUAUUAAAAAAAUUGCCGACAAGUAUAAGAAGACCAAUGCUCAAGUAUUAAUACGUUUUCAGGUCCAAAGAGGAGUUAUAGUCAUACCAAAAUCAUCUAAUCCAGAAAGACAAAAAGAGAAUUUUAAUGUCUGGGAUUUUGAAAUGAGCAAGGAGGAAAUGGAUUUACUGGAGUCAUUGAACCAGAAUCUACGUUAUGUUCUUUUCAAACCAGGAAUGCACUUGAAAGACUAUCCAUUUAACGAAGAACCAUGAACACUAUUAAUAACUACACUGAUAUAAUAACAGUCCUCUGAUACUGUAAUAUAUGUAAUAAGAAAUAUAAAAUUGAAUUGAA